Molecule: messenger RNA, 1237 nt
Organism: Malurus melanocephalus (red-backed fairy wren)
Lineage: Eukaryota; Metazoa; Chordata; Aves; Passeriformes; Maluridae
Gene: SMARCD1
Product: SWI/SNF related, matrix associated, actin dependent regulator of chromatin, subfamily d, member 1
Exons: 10
Coding region: 8-1177 (389 amino acids)
Biological process (GO): regulation of transcription by RNA polymerase II
Cellular component (GO): SWI/SNF complex; nucleus
Source: RefSeq, a predicted model, not a curated record
GGAGCUGAUGGGCUCUUCCAUCCUUGCUUGGCCACAGAUCCGKGAGCUCGUGCCCGAAUCCCAGGCCUACAUGGACUUGUUGGCCUUUGAGAGGAAGCUGGACCAGACCAUCAUGAGGAAGCGCUUGGAUAUCCAGGAGGCUCUGAAACGCCCCAUCAAGCAAAAGCGAAAGCUGCGUAUUUUUAUCUCCAACACCUUCAACCCAGCCAAGUCGGAUGCGGAGGAUGGCGAAGGAACCGUCGCCUCCUGGGAGCUUCGGGUGGAAGGACGGCUGUUGGAGGAUUCUGCUCUGUCCAAAUAUGAUGCCACCAAGCAGAAAAGAAAGUUCUCGUCCUUCUUUAAAUCUCUGGUCAUUGAACUUGAUAAAGACCUGUAUGGCCCUGACAAUCACCUAGUAGAGUGGCACAGGACUGCUACGACUCAGGAGACAGAYGGCUUCCAGGUGAAGAGGCCGGGAGAUGUGAACGUGCGCUGCACUGUSCUGCUGAUGCUGGAUUACCAGCCUCCCCAGUUCAAACUGGACCCGCGCCUGGCUCGGCUCCUGGGGAUCCACACCCAGACCCGGCCCGUGAUCAUCCAGGCCCUGUGGCAGUACAUCAAGACCCACAAACUGCAGGACCCCCACGAGAGGGAGUUUGUCAUCUGUGACAAGUACCUGCAGCAGAUAUUUGAGUCGCAGCGGAUGAAGUUCUCUGAAAUCCCACAAAGGCUUCACGCCUUGCUGAUGCCCCCCGAGCCCAUCAUCAUCAACCACGUGAUCAGUGUUGACCCAAAUGACCAGAAGAAAACAGCCUGCUAUGACAUUGAYGUGGAGGUGGACGACACCUUGAAAACUCAGAUGAAUUCCUUCCUGCUCUCCACAGCCAGUCAACAGGAAAUUGCUGCUCUGGAUAACAAGAUCCAUGAAACAAUCGAGACCAUCAACCAGCUGAAGACGCAGCGCGAGUUCAUGCUGAGCUUUGCCCGAGAUCCUCAGGGCUUCAUCAAUGACUGGCUCCAGUCCCAGUGCCGGGAUUUGAAGACAAUGACUGAUGUYGUUGGGAAUCCCGAGGAGGAGCGCAGAGCUGAGUUCUAUUUCCAGCCGUGGGCGCAGGAAGCCGUGUGCCGAUACUUCUACUCCAAGGUGCAGCAGCGACGGCAGGAGCUGGAGCAGGCCCUGGGGAUYCGGAACACAUAGACAGCUCUGCUCCUCCCCAGGCAGAAGCAUCACAGCUCUUUGUGGAGACAGAGCUGCAGA